AUGGCGGCCCUAACACCAUACACCUUUAUCCAAUGCCCAUGCUCGGACUCGUCGACGCUUGGCCGGCCGUCGGACGCCAACCCCGCCGCGAACGCAACCAACGACGACGACGAGGAGGCGGACGAGGACAACCGCACCUUUGACCCCCGUGCCCCGCGCUCGAACUUCAGUCUCUACCCGCUCGAGUAUCUACUGUAUUGCGAGGAUUGUCACCAGAUCCGCUGCCCGCGUUGUGUGUCGGAGGAGAUUGCCUCGUAUUACUGCCCGAGCUGUCUGUUUGAAGUGCCUAGCAGCAACCUCAAGAGCGAGGGGAAUCGAUGCACCCGCAACUGCUUCCAGUGCCCGAUCUGUAUCGGCCCGCUGGCCGUGACGAGCGUCGAGACCAAACCCGACCCGAGCCUGCUGGCCGCCCCCGACAACGCCGCGGCGCCUCACUCGGGGCCUUAUGCCCUGACGUGUUCGUACUGCCACUGGACGUCGACGGAAGCCGGCCUCAAGUUUGACAGACCGAACAACAUACAUGCGCAGUUGACCAAGCUGCGGAAUGGGGGCCUCACACGGCUGACUGCCCGAGAACGACGGGAACGGCGUAAGGAUCCGGCCUAUCGCGCUCAUUUGGCAGCAGCAGCCGCAGUGGCGGUCGCGGCAGCUUCUGAAGAUGUCGAUGACGUAGAGGAACGCGGCCGGGGGCCUGGGAUUGAGGAAAAGGAGAGUCUGGACGUGGAAACACAGUUCGCCAACCUCAAGUCCUUCUACCAGGCGCAGCUGGCCAACCCCAACUCGUCCGACACCGGGCUCACCGGGCUAGGCGACCUCGGGUUCUCAUCACCAACUUCGCUCUCCCGUAUCAUGAGCAUCUACACCGGCGGCAGCUUGCGGGAUAAGAAGGCCAAGUCGCGGGUGGGCGCCAUGCGCGAGGCCCUGGACGCCGACGAAGGAUUCCAGCCCGCGCGGCUCGACGAAUCCGCAGCCAUCGCGGCCCUCCAAGCCCACGGGUUUGACGGUACCUCGUCCACCGCCCAGCUAGCCGAGCAGCCGGUCAACAUAGGCGAACCCGCGUUCCCCCACGGCCAGGCGCAUUUCGCCUCCGACCUCCGCCCGGUCCCGCAUCUCCUCCGCACAAAGCGCUCCAAGCGCUGCCCCGUCUGCCGGCACAUUAUCAGCAAGCCCGAGGCCAAAGUCCAGACCACGCGGUUCCGCAUCCGGCUGGUGGCAGGGAGUUACAUCCCUAGCAUUGCCAUCCGCCCGCUCGCCCUCUCCCCAAUCCCCAACACAUCCUCCUCUUUCUCUUCCACCUCCGCUCCCAUCCCCACAUCCACAUCUGCCUCAGCUUCCGGCCCGGCCAUCCCGGGUGCUCUCCUCGAACCCCUCCGCCCAGCUCACUUCGUGCUCACCUUCAAAAACCCCAUCUUCGAAUCCGUCAAAAUCACGCUCGGCGCCCCCGCCCACACCCCCGGUCGCUUCUCUAGCAAAGUGACCGUGCUUUGCCCCGAGUUCCAAAUCGACGCCAACACCGACGUCUGGGACGAAGCACUCAAGGAAGGGCUCGCGACGACGGGGGGCGGCGCCGCGUCGGGCGAGCGUGACCCGCGUGAGAGACGUCGUCGACGGGGCGGGACGGAAGAUGGGAGCCAGAGUGGUAUCAACCCGACUACGCAGCUGGAGGUGGGUAAGAUUUGGGAGCGUGGGCGGAAUUGGGUGAGUAUUGUUGUUGAGGUGGUCCCGCCGUCUCUUAGUACUUUGCCAUCUGGAGGAGGAGAUAGUGGGCUGCCGUUGCAGGAGGACGAGGAUGUGUUGGAGAUCCCGCUGUUUGUGCGGGUUGAGUGGGAAGCAGAGAUGGGUGGGGAUGAGGUUGGGAGUGUGAUGCCGGGGGUUGGGGGCAGUAAGGAAAAGGGGGAAGGGAGGGAGAAGAGGGAGUUAGCAUAUUGGUGUGUGUUGGGAUUGGGGAGGAUUCGGCGGUAG
Dichotomopilus funicola is the source of this 1962-nucleotide messenger RNA. RefSeq names its product dynactin subunit 4. Gene Ontology annotation, cellular component: dynactin complex. Lineage: Eukaryota; Fungi; Ascomycota; Sordariomycetes; Sordariales; Chaetomiaceae. The record is from RefSeq and is a predicted model, not a curated record. The transcript has 2 exons. Bases 1 to 1962 code for a protein of 653 amino acids.